Messenger RNA from Physella acuta, 1171 nucleotides. RefSeq names its product sodium-dependent multivitamin transporter. The record is from RefSeq and is a predicted model, not a curated record. Gene Ontology annotation, molecular function: symporter activity. Gene Ontology annotation, biological process: sodium ion transport; transmembrane transport. NCBI's taxonomy places the organism in Eukaryota, Metazoa, Mollusca, Gastropoda, Physidae. Gene Ontology annotation, cellular component: membrane.
CGGAGUAUUUGUGUGUAUAACACUGGCUUGUAUGUCCGGUCUUGUCCUCUUCGCCUACUACGCUGACAAAAACUGUGACCCUCUGGGCCAACGCUUGGUGGAAAAUGCCAAUCAGCUCAUCGUCUACUACGUCAUGGACACUUUAGGCUACCCCGGCGUCCUGGUCUGUUUGUUGCAAGUUUGUUGUCAGCAUCGCUAAGUACCGUGUCGUCUGUACUAAACGCCCUAGGCGCUAUCACGUGGGAGGACCUUCUAAAGCCCCAUAUGGAGACGAGAUUAACGGAACAUCAGAAAACCAUUUUAAUCAAGAUUAUCGUUGUUUUCUAUGGUCUGCUGGCUAUCGGGGUCAGUUUCCUGGCUCAGGCUCUCCAAGGAACGGUUGUACAGGCUGCCCUGAGUUUUGUUGGCUCUGUCAACGGACCUUUAACUGGGAUGUUCCUGUUGGGGGCGCUCUUUCCCUGUGCUAAUAAAUACGGUGUUGUUUCCGGCGCUCUGGUCGGCGUGGGGUUUAGCCUGUGGCUGUCUGUGGGCUCGUAUCUCCAUGGCAUCCCCCUCCCACAGAAACCCUACCCCAAUGGCACCUGUCACGUGACUGCAGGGAACUGGUCCACAACCAAUGUGACGUCACUAGUGCUGCCAGAUGUGGACGCUGCUAUUGUAGACAGAGGAAUUCUUCACAAUUUUUACAGCAUUUCGUACUUGUGGUAUUCUGCUAUUGGCAUCAUUACAGUGAUUUUUGUUGGUCUAUUGGUCAGCUUUAUUACAGGCCGAAGCUCUACUGGUGAGGUGCCCUUGAAGUACCAGAUACCCGUAUGUUCCAGACUUUGCUGCUGUCUGCCGGUCACGUGGCUACGGAAGUUCAACUGUCACAGAACAUUUGAUGAGUGUGAGGGCCAGAAACCUGAUACGGAAGAAAAUGAGCUCCAUGUUUUAGACACACGGAAACCUAUACAUAAGGGAGAAAUGACUUACCAUGUAACCAGAGCUGAUAACAACGGUAAAACUCUGCUAGAAACGGACUACAGUAACGGUUGUGUUGUUGGUGGCCCGAGUAGUGGGGCUGUAGCUGUUGAGGAAAUUAAUCUUCUACUGCAGGAGUCAGCAACAAAGACAGGAUGAAGCUGUUUCUUAGCUUAGACUGGGACCUGUCCAUUAGACUGGGACCUGUCCA